This is a messenger RNA of Malassezia sympodialis ATCC 42132, 2130 nucleotides long. RefSeq names its product medium-chain fatty acid-CoA ligase FAA2 (gene FAA2). The record is from RefSeq and is a predicted model, not a curated record. Gene Ontology annotation, cellular component: endoplasmic reticulum; membrane. Gene Ontology annotation, biological process: long-chain fatty acid metabolic process. Gene Ontology annotation, molecular function: long-chain fatty acid-CoA ligase activity. Lineage: Eukaryota; Fungi; Basidiomycota; Malasseziomycetes; Malasseziales; Malasseziaceae.
AUGACUACCUACACGAAAGAGGAGAUUGCUGCUCGCUGGGCGGCUCAUCUGGACAAGCAGAUGGUAGAACUGCCGAACACGAAACUGGAUGGCUACACGCCUGUGUACCGUAAUGCGGCGUUCCCGGAUGACCCCAAAGCGGUGAUGGCAUACGACUGCUUUAUGAAUAGCAUGGCAAAGAAUCCUCAGGCCAAUUGCUUGGGCCACCGCCCAUGGGACGCAGCCAAAGGUGACUUGGCAAACCACUUCGUGUGGCGCUCGUACCAGGAGACGCACGACGAGGCCACCGCCCUUGGCUCAGCUAUGUGCCAGUGGGUCGAGGAAGGCCUGCUCGAGCCGCGUGGUGAGAAGGGCCAUGUGCAGGCUCCUGAGAUGGGCAGAUGGACUGCAGCAUACUGGGGCAACAACCGCCCCGAAGCGACCGUUCUGAGCUUGUCGCUAGCUAUGUACGGCCGUGUGGUCGUGGGGCUGUAUGACAACUUUGAUGCGGCCGGUUCCGUGUACAUCCUACAGCACAGCAAGUCGCGUGUGCUGCUGUGCCCUUCGCAGUAUGUGCCGCUCGUACUGCGCAAUGCGGAUAAGCUCCCCGCGCUCAAAGCGAUUGUUUUGGUGGACGAGCCGGAGGCUACGAAUCUGAACCUGGGCGAGGCGCGCAAGGAGCAGCUGGUCCGUGAGUGGGCGUCGCUGCACCAAAUCCACGUCUUCCACUACAACGACGUGGUUGCAAAGGGUCGCACGGCCAUUCGACCCCAUAUGGUGGACAGGGACCCGGACGCGCUUUCACUGCUGUGCUACACAAGUGGCACCACCGGCCUUCCCAAAGCGGCGCGCAUUCUCAAUCGCAAUGCCGCGGUUGCCAUGGAGGGUCUUCGCUGGGUCGUGAACGACCAAGAGAUGGUAUCGAUUUCGUACCUGCCUCUUGCGCACAUUCUUGAGCGUGGGUGGGAGAUCUUUGUUAUCUACAUGGGCGGCUCGAUCGGCUACUUCUCAGGCAAGAUCGACCGUCUGACGGAAGACCUGCAGCUGCUCAAGCCGACGAUGCUCCCGAGUGUGCCGCGUGUGCUAAACCGUAUUGCGGGCCAGAUCCAGGCCCAGAUGGACGCACCUGGCCUGAAGGGCAAGCUCCUGACCAAGGCGGUGAAUGCCAAGCUUGCCAACUAUGAGGCGACCGGCGCGAUCACGCACCCAUUCUGGGACCGCCUCAUUUUCCGCAAGGUCCGAGCGUUACUCGGAGGCCGCGUCCAGUUCAUACUGACCGGCAGUGCCCCAUGCCGCAAGGACGUGCUCAGCCUGCUGCGUGUAGCGCUCUGUGUCGAUGUGCGUGAGGCGUACGGCCAGACGGAGAACUGUGCGUAUGCCACCUUCAUGGCGCCGAACGACCGCCACGUCGGCUGUGUGGGGCCCGUAAACCCCGGUGUGAACCUGCGCCUGCGCGACUGCCCUGAGCUCGGCUACCGCUCGACGGACAAGCCAUACCCCCGCGGCGAGAUUAUGCUGCAGAGUAGCGCCGUGUUUGGCGGCUAUGACGGCGACCAGAAGAAGACGGACGAGACGCUGAUCGACCUGCAUGACGGCAAAGGCUUGUGGCUGGCGACUGGCGACGUCGGUCAGAUCGACCAGUACGGCCGCGUGCAGAUCAUCGACCGCGUCAAGAACUUGAUCAAACUGGCGCAGGGCGAGUACAUUGCCAUCGAGAAAGUCGAGAGCAUCUUUGCGUCGCUGCCGAUCGUGCAGCAGGUGUGGCUGUACGGCGACUCGUUGCAGCCCCACCUCGUGGCGGUGGCUGUGCCACAGCCUGACACAUUCGCAACGUUUGUCCAGUCAGUCACGGGCCGUCCAGUGAGCCAGGAUGACACGGCCACGCUGGAGGCGGCAUGCCGUGACCCGAAGGUCGUCGAGGCGGCGCUGCGCGAGUUUAUUAAGCUCGGCAAGAGCCAGAAACUCGGCUCGCUCGAGCAGAUGCGCGCGCUCAAGCUGCGUAUGGAGCCCUUCUCUGCGGAAAAUGGUCUCAUGACGCCCACGAUGAAAGUCAAGCGUCAGGAGGCAGCCAAGAUUCUCAAGAGCGACCUGGACGAGCUAUACGCCCAGGCGCCCUACGACCUGACCUUGGUCAAAGUAUCCAAGCUGUAA